Messenger RNA from Schistocerca americana (American grasshopper), 699 nucleotides. RefSeq names its product putative inhibitor of apoptosis. Gene Ontology annotation, molecular function: cysteine-type endopeptidase inhibitor activity involved in apoptotic process; ubiquitin protein ligase activity. The transcript has 4 exons. The record is from RefSeq and is a predicted model, not a curated record. The coding region runs from base 1 to 699 and encodes 232 amino acids. Gene Ontology annotation, cellular component: nucleus; cytoplasm. Gene Ontology annotation, biological process: positive regulation of protein ubiquitination; regulation of cell cycle; negative regulation of apoptotic process. NCBI's taxonomy places the organism in Eukaryota, Metazoa, Arthropoda, Insecta, Orthoptera, Acrididae.
AUGGAUUUACUACCCUCCUGGAUCAGCAUCAUUUGUAUUUCAGCAGUGGGAGAUGUGUGGGAGAUUAGUUUAGCUCACCCUAAAUAUAGAACAUACGAUGCGAGGCUGCCAUCUUUUGAAGGUUGGCCUUCAGUUAUUAAGCAGCGUCCUGACAAACUAACUGAACCUGCAUUCUUUUAUGCCGGUGAUGGAGAUGAAACUAUGCAUUUCCAUUGUGGUAGAAGUUUGAAAUAUUGGGAUGAAAUGAGCAACCCAUGGGUUGAGCAUGCUGUAUGGUUUUCCAAGUGCUUGUUCAUGCUUCUUGCAAAGGGUAAGGUUUUUUUGGAUAAUAUCUGUCUGAAUAUAGGUGCAAGAAUUGUGGAAAAGAAUGCAGCUAGUAUUAAACCUCCAUCAAAUCUUCUGAAAGCAACAUCAGAACACAAUGUGACUGUGAGAGCUUCUAACAUUGCUCUCGUGUGUCAUAUGUGGCUAAAUGUUAGCGAUAGAGAAGCGAUAGAGUCAGCUACAAGCAGCUGGAAUGGUGAAACCACUUCAAACAGUUCGUGGGUGAAAAAAAUUAACAGUGCUUCCAUGUAUACUGAAGGUGCAGCAGUGAGGCUUCCUUGGUCAUUAGAAAAAGCUUCUGUCUGCCGUAGCAAUUAUAAAAGUGAUUGGGAAUAUAUAGCGGCACACAGACAUUUGCUAUUAUUCGAACAUUAA